Messenger RNA from Austrofundulus limnaeus, 1037 nucleotides. Its product is annotated as methyltransferase-like protein 7A. Bases 152 to 886 code for a protein of 244 amino acids. The transcript has 2 exons. The record is from RefSeq and is a predicted model, not a curated record. Lineage: Eukaryota; Metazoa; Chordata; Actinopteri; Cyprinodontiformes; Rivulidae. Gene Ontology annotation, molecular function: S-adenosylmethionine-dependent methyltransferase activity.
UGAACCUCAGCACACGUGUGCUUGCGCCCUCUUGUGGUAAAAGUAAAACAUCGCAAGAAACUUCUUUUCAGGUUAAUCUUUUAAUCUUCUAAAGCCUUUAAGAUCAAAUAAACCACAAGCUUUCAACCUGAGACUCUUGCAGACAAAAAAAAUGCGAUUUUGUUUCAUAAAACUCUGUAGAUUAAUUUUUUUGUCGUUGACGUUCCCUCUUCAUCUCUUGGACGUGAUGGGCUUGUGUUGUCCAUACAAACGCUUGUUUCCCCUGCUCGUCUACAACAGCACGUUUUCAUACAACCACAAAAUGCACAAYAUAAAGAGAGGACUUUUUAGAAACGUGGUGAGAUUCGCAAACACCGACGGCUCUCUUCGGCUGCUGGAGAUCGGCUGUGGAAGCGGGGCGAACCUGAGGUUUUACCCCUACGGCAGCUCGGUGACCUGCACCGACCCCAACCCACACUUCGAGCGGUACCUGCGGAUGAGCAUGGCCGCCAACAAGCACCUGACCUAUGAGAAGUUUUUAUCUGUCCCCGGAGAGGACAUGAGGGGCAUAGAGGACGAGUCWGUGGACGUGGUUGUGGGCACACUGGUCCUGUGUUCUGUGAACAAYGUGCAGAAAGUCCUGCAGGAGGUCCGACGAGUCCUCCGAACGGGAGGAGCCUUCUACUUCUUGGAGCACGUGGUCUCUGAUUCGUCUACGUGGACGUACUUCUUUCAGUACAUAUUUGAGCCUGUUUGGUACUACCUUGGGGAUGGAUGCAUAGUAACCAGAACAACAUGGAAAGACCUGGAGGCGGCUGGUUUUGCAGAGCUUCACCUAAGACACAUAGAGGCUCCAGAGGUUUCUUUAAUGAUACGGCCACACAUCGUGGGAUAUUCCAUCAAAUGACUGCAGGAGAAARGCUGAUUUUUUUAAUGCUUUGUGCUGUUUUAGUUCUACUGCCACUUUGAUUUCUAUUAUUAUAUGUUUAUACACUCACCGACCACUUUAUUAGGUACACCUGUCCAACUGCUCGUUAACACUUAAUUUCUAAUCAGCC